AGCCAGCAGUCCUCCUUACCCAGUUCCUGUUUCCGCCUUCAGUCUUCAGACAGUUUACAACUCAAAGCAUCAUGGUCAGGCUGAAUAUAGACCUUGAAGAAAUGCGAGCUCAGUGAGAUAAAGCCAGGAAGAAGUUGUCCUCUGAAGUCCCAAGUGAGGAUUCUGUGAGGCUUCUAAAAAAGGCUUCCGUUUCUACUUGUUCUACAGUCAGUCGACGUACAUGGGGGAGCUGAGAGAAGCAGGCAUCUGAUCCAGGAUUCUGCAGACGUAACUGGCAACAUCCACUGAGCGCUCCUCACACAUCAACACCAGUGAGAGCCAGAGAGACUGAGCCAUCUGUCAGUCAGUCAGUCAGAGGACUGCAGAGACACGGAGGGUGACACCAGUGAGAGCCAGAGAGACUGAGCCAUCUGUCAGUCAGUCAGUCAGAGGACUGCAGAGACACAGAGGGUGACACCAGUGAGCUGACCAGACUACCAGAGCCCGGAUCAGCACAAGCCCAAUCCAGCCUUGCCCAGAGAGGGCCCACCCAGGAGGGAAGACCACAACAACGGACCUCAACCCAUCCUAACCCCCUUCAGGAACCCUAGCCAUGCAUUAACUAACCCCACCUGGACUACACUCACCUCCUCCGUUCUCCCUCCACCCUACUCCCUCCAUCGCCAUUCUCACCAUGCUUCAGAGCCUAUUGUGACGGGAAUACUGCUCACCCCCCAAUCCCUCACCCCUCCACCCCAGCCCCAGAGGCCCCAGAGGGGUGAAAGAUGCGCCCAUGGGCAGGUUCGUGGCGCUGGAUUAUGCUGGUGCUCCUGGCGUGGGGCACACUGCUGUUCUACAUCGGGGGACACCUCGUGAGGGACAGCGAGCAUCCGGAGAGAUCCAGCAGAGACCUGUCCAAGAUCCUGGCCAAGCUGGAGAGACUGAAACAGCAGAAUGAGGACCUGAGACGCAUGGCUGAGACACUCAGGUUACCAGAGGGUCAGUCAGACGGGAGCCAGGUGGUGAGCGCAGGGAGACUGCGGACCCUGGAGGAGCAGCUGAUCAGAGCUAAAGAACAGAUCAACUCCUAUCGUAGCCUGCCUGGAGAUGGGCCAGGUAGAAACCAGGAGGAGCUGCGGAGGAAAAUAGAGAAUGGGGUCAAGGAGAUCUGGUACUUUGUCCGCAGUGAGGUCAAGAAGCUGGGUCACAUGGAGCAGGGAGACCUGCAGAAACACAUUGACACAUUGUUGCAGGAGCUGGGACACCAGCAGAGGUCAAUCAUGACUGACCUGCACUACCUGAGCCAGGCUGACGGAGCAGGAGACUGGAGAGAGAAGGAGGCCUCGGACCUGUCUGACCUGGUACAGAACAGGAUCACGUACCUCCAGAACCCCCAGGACUGCUCCAAGGCAAAGAAGCUAGUGUGUAACAUCAACAAGGGCUGUGGCUACGGCUGCCAGCUGCACCAUGUGGUCUACUGCUUCAUGAUCGCCUACGGCACCCAGCGCACCCUCAUCCUGGAGUCCCAGAACUGGCGCUACGCCACGGGCGGCUGGGAGACCGUCUUCCUCCCGGUCAGUCAGACGUGCACCGACCGCACCGGGGUCACCACCGGACACUGGUCAGGUGAGGCUAACGACAGAGACAUCCAGGUGGUAGAGUUACCUAUCGUUGACAGUCUCCACCCCCGCCCCCCCUACCUUCCCCUGGCCAUCCCAGAGGACCUGGCCCAGCGCCUCCACCGGCUCCAUGGAGACCCAUCCGUGUGGUGGGUGUCUCAGUUGGUCAAGUACCUGAUCCGGCCCCAGGCCUGGCUGGAGAAAGAGAUCCAAGAUACCACCGCCAAACUGGGCUUCAGCCACCCCAUCAUAGGGGUCCAUGUGCGGCGGACAGAUAAGGUGGGGACAGAGGCAGCCUUCCACCCUAUAGAGGAAUACAUGGUUCAUGUAGAAGACCACUUCCAACAUCUGGCUAGACGCAUGCUGGUGGACAAGAAGAGAGUCUACCUGGCCACCGACGACCCCUCACUACUAAAGGAGGCCAAGGCUAAGUACCCAGACUAUGAGUUCAUCAGUGAUAACUCCAUCUCGUGGUCUGCGGGGCUCCAUAACCGCUACACAGAGAACUCACUGAGAGGAGUCAUCCUGGACAUUCACUUCCUGUCCCAGACCAACUUCCUGGUCUGCACCUUCUCCUCACAGGUGUGUCGUGUGGCCUAUGAGAUCAUGCAGACCCUCCACCCGGACGCCUCGUCUCACUUCCACUCCCUGGAUGACAUCUACUACUUCGGGGGCCAGAACGCCCACAACCAGCUAGCCGUGUACGCCCACCAGCCCCGCAACUCCGACGACAUCCCCCUAGAGCCCGGAGACCUGAUCGGGGUGGCGGGGAACCACUGGGACGGAAACUCCAAGGGCAUCAACCGCAAGACGGGCCGUACCGGCCUCUACCCGUCCUACAAGGUGAAGGAGAAGAUUGAGACCGUCAAGUAUCCUACGUACCCCGAGGCAGACAAGAUGCUGAAUCAGUAGAGAGAGACUGAGAAAGACUGAGAUACAGACUGAGAUACAGACUGAGAUACAGACACACACUGCUCACUUAUGAGAGGAGAGAGACCCUCAGCCCGAUAGAGGGAACGAGAGGGAAAGCACUUUGAACGAGUGGUGGUGUUGGUCGGUGGAAGGGUUUGCGUGUGUGAGUAUGAGUGUGUUCAUGCUUGCUUGCAUGUGUGCACGUGCGUGUGUGUGUGACAGAGAAGUAUCUACAGGGUAUCUCACAUACUCCUCACCCUCCUGACCCUCAGGGACUAGGACCCUCCAGUGACUCCCUCCAUCAGGAUGGUUAAUAAAAGACUACAAUGAACGAAGGAACGAAAUAAUAAACGACAAGAAGAAAUAAACAAGAAGGAUAGCACUCCGGUGUAAUGAUGAAGGAAUUGUCCAACCGCAGCUCUUUAUUUAAAUAAUAAUUGAAAUAACUGAGAAACCUCAGAAUGAUGACUGAAACGAAGAACUAUAAAGAGAACCAACAAACAAACUCUUGACUUUCUCCUCUCCUCCUGUGCUGUUCUCUGUUCUCUUCUCACUUCUCUUCUCUUCUUGUGGACAUUGACUGCAUCGACCUCUCCUUCUUGUUGUAGCCAAAUGUUUUCCUCCCUCUUUCCUUCCUUCCUCUCCUUCCUCUCCUUCUCUUACUCCUUUCUUCACUCACUCCAUUUCAACUUACGCAUCUUUUCUUUUCCAUUUGCUAUGAAUUUUUCCCUUCCAAAAAGUGAUUUAAAUUUUUUUAUUGUUAUUGUUGGUGUGUGUGUGAGAGCAUGCUCGUGUGUGAGCUUUAGAGCGUGUGUGUGUGUGUGUGUGUGUGUGUUGUGUGUGAGUCCAAAUAUGGUGCCUACAAAGGAAAAUGGCUUCUGUACGUCUUCUCUCCAACUGUCUCUGUUAGUGUCAAAGUGACGUCAGAGCCGUAAGGACGCAGGCCUUGCCAUGUAGAAUACUGUACAUGCAGAUACAGUACAUGCAGAAUACUGUACAUGCAGAAUACUGUACAUGCAGAUACAGUACAUGCAGAAUACUGUACAUGCAGAUACAGUACAUGCAGAAUACUGUACAUGCAGAAUACUGUACAUGCAGAAUAAUACAUAUACAGAAUACUACAUGCAGAAUACUGUACAUGCAGAUACAGUACAUGCAGAAUACUGUACAUGCAGAUACAGUACAUGCAGAAUACUGUACAUGCAGAUACAGUACAUGCAGAAUACUGUACAUGCAGAAUACUGUACAUGCAGAAUAAUACAUAUACAGAAUACUACAUGCAGAAUACUACAUGCAGAAUACUACACGCCGAAUACUGUACAUGCAGAAUACUGUACAUGCAGAAUACUGUACAUGCAGAAUACUGUACAUGCAGAAUACUACAUGUAGAAUAAUGUACAGUACAUGCAGAAUACUACAUGCAGAAUACUGUACAUGCAGAUACUGUACAUGCAGAAUACUGUACAUGCAGAAUAAUACAUAUACAGAAUACUACAUGCAGAAUACUACAUGCAGAAUACUACACGCCGAAUACUGUACAUGCAGAAUACUGUACAUGCAGAAUACUGUACAUGCAGAAUACUGUACAUGCAGAAUACUACAUGUAGUAUAAUGUACAGUACAUGCAGAAUACUACAUGCAGAAUACUGUACACUCCGGUCCGGACUCACUUAACUAUGUUUUACUCAUUUUCUGUUGUUAAUGUCCUUUUUAAAAACUUUUUUAAUGUUAUUGAAUUCUAAAGGAAAAAAUGCAAAAUGAAAAGUGACGAAAUUUUAAAUGAUUACGAACAAUGAUUAUUAACAAAUAAUGAAAAAACUAUUGAUGAAGAUGAUGAUGAUGUCUAUGACUAUUGUCAUAACAGAGUUAUGUCCACCAUGAAGCAAUGUUCAUAUUUGAAGUUUCUGGGCAUUGUCUUUGAUAAAAGCAGAUCAAAUCAA
Molecule: messenger RNA, 4450 nt
Organism: Coregonus clupeaformis (lake whitefish)
Lineage: Eukaryota; Metazoa; Chordata; Actinopteri; Salmoniformes; Salmonidae
Gene: fut8a
Product: fucosyltransferase 8a (alpha (1,6) fucosyltransferase)
Exons: 12
Coding region: 765-2510 (581 amino acids)
Biological process (GO): protein N-linked glycosylation
Cellular component (GO): Golgi cisterna membrane
Molecular function (GO): glycoprotein 6-alpha-L-fucosyltransferase activity; protein binding
Source: RefSeq, a predicted model, not a curated record